CUACCGUAUCAUAACUGAAACCCGGAAAAUCAAAAACAUGGCCCAUAAUGAACCACGUCAGCCCCACCAACAGGAAGCCAAAGGCGGCCCGUCCUUUUGAUCGAGCUCUCAACCUCCCAAAAAAAGUCGUCUCUCUGAAGGCAAAGAUAUUUUAAGCGGUUUUCGCGGUUGUCAGAGAAAGUUGGAUAUCGAUUUGGAGGCGGUUUUGCUUUCUCUCUCUUUAUUUUACACUAUAAUUUCAGCGGACUUCUCAUAUACAUAUUUUGUAAUCUCGUUAAGGAUGAGCGUGUUUGAGAAUGAGGGUGUGAGCAGCGGAGGAGGGAUGGAAGUGCAGUUGCGGACAGAGGAGGAGGCAGAGAAGAAGAAAGAAACAGAGAAUAAGGAUGACUCAUCGGAGGUGGUUCUGUGGGAGAAGUUUCUUCCAAGAAUGGUGCUUAGAGUUCUACUGGUUGAGGCCGAUGAUUCUACGCGCCAGAUUAUCGCUGCGCUUCUUCGGAAAUGCAGUUACAUAGUAGUAGCUGUUCCUGAUGGAUUAAUGGCAUGGGAGGCCUUAAAGGGUAGACCCCAUAACAUAGAUCUCAUAUUAACAGAAGUAGAGCUGCCAUCAAUAUCAGGAUAUGCACUGCUUACUUUGGUCAUGGAGCAUGACAUUUGCAAAAACAUUCCUGUCAUAAUGAUGUCUUCACACAAUUCAAUUAGCUUGGUUUUGAAGUGCAUGUUAAAAGGUGCGGCUGACUUUCUCAUUAAGCCUGUUAGGAAAAAUGAGCUGAGGAACCUGUGGCAGCAUGUUUGGAGAAGGCAAACUCAUAAAGUUGAAUCCACCUUUGAAAACAAUUCAACAAGUGAUCACUGUAGUGAUUGUGCAACUUUCUCACAUAAAAGAAAGGAAUGCAGCGAGAAAAGGAGCGAUGCCCAAGGUCUUUCACAGAUGAAGUAUAGUAGUGAGUCAAAUCUGAGUAAUACGGAGAAAGAGAAGUACAAAGAGUGUGCCGUGCUUGACAAAAGGGCAGUUAACCCUGAGAGUAAAACUGGAGAUUGGUCAACUCAAUUGGGGCUAAUGAGUGUAUCAUGCAAUGAAGCUUAUAAUCUACCUGCUCAGAAACUGGGAGAACAUGCUUGCUGUGCUAAGUCAAUGAUCCAAGAUGAAAGUACAAGACCAGAAAAUAUUAGGGGAAAUGCUAAUGCCUCUCAGGGCCACAAUAAUGAACUGGUUGAAUCUUCUAGUGGAACUGUUGAUUUGAUUGGUUCAUUUGAUAAUGGCCCAAAGCGCAUAGAUGGACACACAAGUAUCAAUGAUGGCACAAAUAAGUUUGAGUUCACUCCAUGGCUGGAACUUUCCCUAAGAAGAUCUUUUCCCAAUAGCUCAAAGAAUCAAGGAGCUGACGAAAAGCAUUUGCUGAACCAUACCAAUGCCUCAUCUUUUUCACGGUAUAACAGUAAGAUGUUGCAACCUCUUUUUCCAACAUCAACCAGUAACUUUACCAAGUUCAAGGAAGAUGCUAGUAAGUCUCUAGAGCUGUCACCCAAUCAUGUUUCUCAAAAUAUUAGCAGUGUUUCUCAAAGACAUAGUGCCAGUCUGAAUGGCAGUCAAGAAAUCAUGACUACUAUGGUCGUUGGUCAUUCUGGGCAGGCUGAACUAGCACAUUCAAACCCUCAACAGCUGAUUCGUAUCCCAGGGGUAAGGCUUGACAAUCUCUGUACCAGAUAUGGCCAUGUGAUUCCUCCUGUAUAUCAUAGACAAACAGGUUUACCCCCAGCUUGGAGUCCCAAACUGGCCAGCCAACGAGAACAUUCUCCAUUUAGUACUUCAAUUCAUUCAAAUUCUGAAAUUCAGGACUCUGAACAGAAUAACAGACAAUCUGAAGAAACUACCACCAAUUCUGUGGACCAAAGUUUGCAUCAGCAGAAUAAUAUGGAACUUGCGGAGGAACUGAGACAUGGCUCUCCAGCUGCCAGUCAGAGUACUAGUAGCAGCAUGUGUAAUGGCAUUGCAGAUGACAGUAACAGCAGUGCAUAUGGAAGCUUUUGCAGUAGACAUGAGGGAAGUGCUACUUUGGUUGUGGCAUCUGAGAAGGCUAUGGUUCCGGAGAGAGUGAAUGAUGGGGGCUUCUUUGUUUAUGACAGAUUCAAAGGGAUGGAUUCUCAUCGUUUUAGCCAAAGAGAAGCAGCCCUGACAAAGUUCCGACUGAAGCGGAAAGAUCGAUGCUACGAGAAAAAGGUUCGAUACCAAAGCCGGAAAAGACUAGCAGAGCAGCGCCCUCGAGUAAAAGGGCAGUUUGUUCGUCAAGUGCAAAAUGAUCUUCCAAUGGCUGAUGCUAAUAAUUGAAUAUGAAACUCAUCAUCGACCACAUGUCUGGUGACUGUCAUUCGCCUGAAUUGUAAAUGAUGGAAUGAUCAUUGAGUGAAAUCUGAAUGUGUGAGAGAUGCUUUUGUGUUGCUACGGCCUAUAGGUGUAAUUUUUGUAUCUACCAAAAAGUUGGCCUUGUAAUUAUCUAGUGAGGUGGUCGUAGUUCUCUACUAUGGUUAAUGUGUUUGCUUGCUCAGUGGAUCCGUAGAUGACUGACUCCUAGUGUUUAGGAAGGUUUGAUGGAAUUUAUAAUUAUCGACAGUAAUCAAUUUUCAGUUGGCUUCUUGUCUUCA
Hevea brasiliensis (rubber tree) is the source of this 2640-nucleotide messenger RNA. Its product is annotated as two-component response regulator-like APRR9. The transcript has 9 exons. Gene Ontology annotation, molecular function: protein binding. Bases 281 to 2326 code for a protein of 681 amino acids. Gene Ontology annotation, biological process: cytokinin-activated signaling pathway; phosphorelay signal transduction system. The record is from RefSeq and is a predicted model, not a curated record. NCBI's taxonomy places the organism in Eukaryota, Viridiplantae, Streptophyta, Magnoliopsida, Malpighiales, Euphorbiaceae.